AUGAUGACCGUUUAUCCGCAAGCGUGGAACCUUCUCCAGCACGUUGAAAAGUUCAAAUCUUUGGCUGGCCAAGCAAAAAAUGGUGCUCCACCAUUGACUCAAAGUCAAACUCCUCAAGUCCCAGGAACUCCAUCACCUCCCAAUGCCACUGAUGCAGCGAGCAAUGCCAGUUCAAGGUCCAAGGACUGGGAGAGGCCGACAGGUGCUCAUGCGGCCAAGCAACACGUGAACAAGGAAGAAUAUAAAAGAAAAAAUCAAGCUCAUGGAGGCAACUCAUAA
This is a messenger RNA of Puccinia graminis f. sp. tritici CRL 75-36-700-3, 279 nucleotides long. RefSeq lists its product as uncharacterized. The record is from RefSeq and is a predicted model, not a curated record. The coding region runs from base 1 to 279 and encodes 92 amino acids. Lineage: Eukaryota; Fungi; Basidiomycota; Pucciniomycetes; Pucciniales; Pucciniaceae. The transcript has 2 exons.